AUGAUUGAUAUGCUACUCAAGAUAUUCUUCGGGAAGUAUUUUGAAUCAUAUGAUAAUAAUUUUAUUACGAUGAACAUGAAUGCAGGAGUUGAAAUUCGAAACAUAAUAAUAAAAAAUGAUGAAAUCAACAAUUUUUUAAAAAGUAAAAACGUAGAUAUAGAAAUCGUUUACUUGAAAAUUGAAAGAAUUAAUAUAAGUUUUUUAACUUUAUCUGGUGUAUUAACUCUAAAGUUGCAGGGGGUCGAUUUGAGAAUUAAGCCGAAUAUUCAUAAAAAUGCUUCCAAAGGAAUAAAAAACAAACUUAUGAAACUUUUAAAAAAUAAAGAAAAAGUUCAUAUAAUAGAUAAAAUAAAAUUAUUUUCUCCAAACGGAACAACGGAUUUUAGUUCUUCACAAAAACGGGUACAGAAAAAGAUAUUAUGUUGUAGCUGUGAAAAUUAUAAGGACAUUAAAAAUAUGAUAUGUUCAUAUAAUAAUUAUAGUAAUAUAAAAACUUAUAUAUGUAAAGAUUGUUCUAUUUUAAAAAAUAAAAAGUAUGGACAAAAUUUAAAUUUAUUACAUGAACAAAUUAUUUUAAAAAAAGCAUUUACAAAUUAUACUACUGAUAUAAAUAAUAUAACUAGCACAACCAAUAUCCCUUAUAAUAAUAACGAAAUAAAAUUUAUGCAUGAAAAUAUUCGAACUAGUUUAAAUAAUAAAAAUAUAUAUCGAGAUACGAUAAAUGGAAAAGGAAAUUUUAUUAAUUCAUAUAAACAAAAUAAAAACAGUUAUUCUGAUAUAAAAAAUAGACACGAAUUUGUUAAAGAAACUUAUUCAAAACUAUAUGGAAAUAAUAAUGAAAAAUAUGUUUACGAUACAUUUAAAAAUCAAAAUUAUUACAUAAAUAAUACCAAUAUAUAUAAUAACAUGGAUGUGGAAAAUAAUAAUAUUUUCAGAUAUGAAGAUGAAUUGAAUAAGAGUCAGAAUUUCAAUUUCGAAAAAAAUUAUUUAACCAGUGAGCAUAUAAUUAGUAACAAUAAUUUUGGAAAAAAACAAAAUAUAGAAAGUAAAAAAAAAAAGACAAAAGAUAAUGAUAAAAGAACUAAAAUUUGUACUAAAUUUCACAAUAGUUUUGAUCAUAAUAUUUAUCAAAAUAGUCAGGAAAUAAAAGAAGAAGCAUACAAAAAUAUAGACUAUAAUAUUCCAGGUAAAAAAGAGGGAAAUAAUUGUACAAGAAAUAUCAAUAAAUUGUUAUAUCGCUAUAGCAAUAUGGAUAAUGGUGAUUACAGAAAAAUUAAAAUCGAUAAUUUUUUUCAACCACAGUAA
Messenger RNA from Plasmodium yoelii, 1305 nucleotides. RefSeq names its product conserved Plasmodium protein, unknown function. The record is from RefSeq and is a predicted model, not a curated record. The transcript is spliced from 6 exons. The coding region runs from base 1 to 1305 and encodes 434 amino acids. Lineage: Eukaryota; Apicomplexa; Aconoidasida; Haemosporida; Plasmodiidae.